Molecule: messenger RNA, 3210 nt
Organism: Dreissena polymorpha
Lineage: Eukaryota; Metazoa; Mollusca; Bivalvia; Myida; Dreissenidae
Product: BTB/POZ domain-containing protein 1-like
Exons: 6
Coding region: 154-1818 (554 amino acids)
Biological process (GO): neurogenesis
Cellular component (GO): cytosol; P-body
Molecular function (GO): protein binding
Source: RefSeq, a predicted model, not a curated record
UUUCAAACAAAAUCGUUCGGUGUGUAAAAAUCGUUCGGUUUCUAAUUCCUCCAAAAAUGCAAUAAAGAUAAUACUUUUCAAUAUUGUACAAAAACUUGAAUAAAACUGGGGACAACUAAAUUUUGCAUUUGAAUGAAAUGACAUUAUUGGGGAAUGGAGAAAGAUCAAUCAGGUAAAGAUGAUGCAUCCUCUGCAAAAAACCAAAGGGCCGCUGAAUCUUCUUCUCGUGCACAUCAGUCAAACUCUGCUAGAAACCAUGGCAACAGUAAUGGGGGCACCACAGUCUCUGCGAUGAUAGCAAACAGUGCUUCUCAGGCAAAUCUAAAUUCUUCUGCAGCAGCAUCAAGUGGGCCGUCCAUUAGUGCUGAACGUGAGUUUGAACGGCAAGAAAGUAGCAUUUCGCUCGCAAGCAUUACCCUGUCUGACCGCAGUGGAUCGACCAAUUCCCUCAGUGUUCCCAUCAUACCUGUAACUAGUGCACCGAAUACUUCACAGGCUUUUGCAGGUCAAGGGAAUGCUCCAUAUAACUGGCAGGCAUCAAAACCUGCUGUGAAGGAGAGACUCGCAUACAUCAUGAAUACAGAAAUCAUGAGCGACAUUCAGUUCAGGGUGGGUAAACCUCCCAACACCCAGUUAAUUCCGGCUCAUAAGUUUCUGUUGUGUGUUGGAUCAGCGGUGUUUGAUGCACAGUUUAACAGUCAGAUGGCUACUAAGGAAAGCGUGAUUGAGAUACCUGAUGUAGAACCAGCUGCUUUCCUUGCACUUUUGAAAUUUCUGUACCAUGAUGAAGUGAACAUUGGGCCGGAAACUGUCAUGACAACCUUAUACACGGCAAAGAAAUAUGCUGUUCCAGCACUUGAAAAGGCUUGUGUUGAGUUUCUGAAAAGAAAUCUCAGCAGUGACAAUGCCUUUAUGCUUCUCACGCAGGCCAGAUUGUUUGAUGAGCCUCAGCUGGCUGCGCUCUGUCUCGAAUCAAUUGACAAAAGUACCUCAGAGGCUCUGAAUGCUGAAGGCUUCACUGACAUUGAUCAUGAGACAUUGUGUGUGGUCUUGGAAAGAGACACUUUGGGCAUCCGUGAGAGUAAGUUAUGUACCGCUGUAUUUCGAUGGUCUGAGGCAGAGUGCAGGCGACGCAACCAGCAUCCCACACCAGAAAACCAAAGGCUUGCAUUAGGGAGGGCUUUGAGACUUAUCAGAUUCCCGUUGAUGAGUAUUGAAGAGUUUGCAAUGGGACCCGCUCAAAGUGGCAUUCUGGAGGACAAGGAGAUUGUGGAGUUGUUCCUUUACUUCACUGUGAAUCCCAAACCAGCCACACAUUUUCAGGAUGUUCCGCGGUGUUGUCUGACGGGCAAGGAGCAGGUGGUGUCCAGGUUCUGUCAGAUUGAGAGCCGCUGGGGCUACAGUGGAACCAGUGAUAGAAUCAGGUUCAUGGUCAAUCGGCGUAUUUUCGUGGUUGGUUUCGGUCUCUAUGGCAGCAUUCACGGCGCUACUGAAUACCAGGUUAACAUACAGAUUCUGCAGUCUGACAAUGGUAAGGUCAUAGGCAGCAAUGACACCAGUUUUCAGUGUGACGGCUCCAACUCCACUUUUCGAGUGAUGUUCAAGGAACCCGUGGAGAUCUUGCCCAAUGUCAGCUACACGGCUUGUAGUACUCUUAAGGGUCCCGAUUCGUAUUACGGGUCCAAAGGUCUGCGCAAGGUCACGCAUGAAUCAGUGUCGGGCGGUAAAGUCACGUUUCAGUUUCACUACGCGGCAGGCAACAACAAUGGAACAUCCGUGGAAGAUGGGCAGGUUCCAGAGAUCAUAUUCUACACAUAAUGCUCCCCCCCCUCAGAAGCUAAAUUAAAAAAGGUUUCUACAACCAGCAUAAAACCAGAACAGCCUGCGAGUAACUCGCAGUCUGUUCAGGUUUUAUGCUGUUUGCUGCUCAUCAGUAUCUACGGGUUGGAAAUGAAACCUUGAGAACUUGAAUCUCUUUAGAAAGGUCUUAAAAUUUAAUUGAUUAUAUGAGGGACUGCAGAAACAUCAAAAUCUGAGUAGUAACGAGUUAAGACUGCAUCAUGUGAUUGUCAGCAAACACUGCGUGUCUGAUGGCUGGAACUUGCAGAUCACUGCCUGUAUGAGAAUUUCAAUAUGUUUCAUUUGUGUCACUUUUUUGGGGGAUAUAUGUUUUUAGCUCAUCUAUUUUUUGAAAAAAAAUUAUGAGCUAUUGUCAUCACCAUGGCGUCGGCGUUGGCGUCCGGUUAAGUUUUGCGUUAAGGUCCACUUUUCUCAGAAAGUAUAAAUGCUAUUGCAUUCAAACUUGGUUCACUUACUUACUAUCAUGAGGGGACUGGGCAGGCAAAGUUAUAUAACUCUGGCGUGCAUUUUGACAGAAUUAUGUGCCCUUUUUAUACUUAGAAAAUUGAAAAUUUUGGUUAAGUUUUGUGUUAAGGUCCAUUUUAUUCCUUAAGUAUCAAAGCUUAUGCUUUCAUACUUGCAACACUUACUAACUAUCAUAAGGGGACUGUGCAGGCAAAGUAAUGUAACUCUGACUGGCAUUUUGACAGAAUUAUGUGCCCUUUUUAUACUUAGAAAAUUGAAAAUUUGGUUAAGUUUUGUGUUUAGGUCCACUUUAUUCCUACAGUAUCAAAGCUAUUGCUUUCAUACUUGCAACACUUAUUAACUAUCAUAAGGGGACUGUGCAGGCAAAGUUAUGUAACUCUGACUGGCAUUUUGACAGAAUUAUGGGCCCUUUAUACUUAGAAAAUUUUGUUAAGUUUUGUGUUUUGGUCCACUUUACCCCUAAAGUAUCAUAGAUAUUGCUUUUAUACUUGGAACACUCGCAAACUAUCAUAAGAGUACAGUAAAAGGACAAGUUGCAUAACUCUGGUUGUCAUUUUUUACGGAAUUAUGGCCCUUUAUUGACUUAAUAACUUUGAAUAUAUGGUUACAUUUCGUGUUUCGAUCCACUUUACUUCUAAAGUAUCAAGGCUAUUGCUUUCAAACUUCAAAUACUUUCAUGCUAUCAUGAGGUUACUGUACCUGGCAAGUUGAAUUUUACCUUGACCUUUGAAUGACCUUGACUCUCAAGGUCAAAUUAUUAAAUUUUGCUAAAAUUGCCAUAACUUCUUUAUUUAUGAUCAGAUUUGAUUGAUACUUUGACAAAACUACUCUUACCUGACAUACCACAAUAGACUCCACCCAAACCAUCCCCUAUGCCCUCCCCGC